Entrophospora candida is the source of this 1905-nucleotide messenger RNA. The record is from the annotation of a GenBank genome assembly. NCBI's taxonomy places the organism in Eukaryota, Fungi, Glomeromycota, Glomeromycetes, Entrophosporales, Entrophosporaceae.
AUGAAUUCAUCAAAAGGGGUUAUUGAUAUUGGAAGUAAUGGUAUUCGGUUUGGUUUAGUCUCUUCAUUGAACAGACAUUUACCAAUUCUUUAUGAAGAACGUGCUCCCAUUUCACUAUUUGAAGCACAACAUUCUUCUAAAUCUGAGGAGAAAUCUAAUAUACCAGAAAACGUAAUACGCAAUGUAGAAAAUACUAUGAAAAGAUUUAGUUACAUGUGUACAAGCUAUGGUGUGAAAAUUGAUGAUGUUACUAUUGUAGCCACUGAAGCAACUCGUACUGCGCCUAAUAGUAUAGAGUUUUGUGAGAGAAUAGAAAAAUCAUUUCAAAAACCUGUUCUAAUAUUAGACAAAGAAAAAGAGGCUAUAGUUUCUGGAAAGGGCAUUGCGGCAACUUAUAAUGGCGUAGAAGGUCUAGUUAUGGAUAUGGGUGGUGGAUCCGUAGAAUUAAGCUAUUUGAAAUUUGAUCGAAAAACUGCCGAAUUCAAAAUAUCAGAUGCACCAAUAAAUCUUCCUUAUGGUGCUGCUGCUUUAACAAAAUUAUUAAAACAGAAUAAUACACCUGAAAAACUUUCUAAAUUAUCAAAUCAAAUCGUAGAAGAUUUGAAAAAAGGGUUUGUGAAUUUAGGUGCCCCUGAAGAUAUCAAAGUUAAUGGAAAAUUUACUGUUUAUAUGAGUGGUGGUGGAUUUCGUUCUCUAGGUUAUUUGUGUAUGUCAGAGAGUGAAUCUGAUUCUGGUAGCAAAUAUUCUUAUCCAAUCCCAAUAAUCAAUGGUUUCUUUACAUCCUCUGAGAAAUUGAAAAAAGUUAUAGAACCACUCACACCAUCAGAACAAAUAGAAUUUAAAACAUCACCAGAAGCAAUAUUUCCUAAUGGAAAUCCAUUUCGUAUCAGUAACAGACGUGCUAAAUUAAUGCCAGCAUGCUGUUUCUUAAUAAAUGCUAUAAUGAAAUGCAUUGAUAUUGGUGAUAUUUAUUUUUGUGAAGGUGGUGUACGUCAAGGAAUGUGCUUUCAAAUGAUGGACAAAGAAAUUCAAAAAUUAGAUCCAUUAGAAACCUUUAUUGAGACACAUCCAUUACAAACUGAACAUAUUAAACAUAGCACCUGUCAGGUACUAGAUAUUUUGAAAAGUUCCAUACCAGAGAAAUUUUAUGAAAUGCUCGAUUCUGAUGUUACUGGUAAUAAUAAACCAGAAAGACUCGAACGUCUUCUUCCUAGUAUUAUAUCACUAUCACAAUGGUCAAUGAACCUUGCAAAAGAAGCACGUCCAAUCAGCGGUUUUACUUUGCCACUUGCGGGUGGACCACUUUGUAACACUCCCGGAUUAACCCACGUUGACAGAGCAAUCAUAUCAUGGUGUUUGAUGUAUAGAUAUUUUGAUGACGCAAAUGGUGAUGUAGAAAAAAAUAUUAGUGUGAUGGAACCUAGUUUAUUUAUGGGUAUAAAAAAUAUGAUUCCUGGUGGAAAGAAUGGUAGAAAAGUUUGUGAAUUCAUUGGAAAAUUACUUGGAUUUAUUAUUUUAUGUGCACCAGUUACUAGUCCAGUAACCGAUCCCACAGGCUGCUCAGUAAGCCAAUUAAUUAAAAUUAAAUUAAAAAAACCAGUCCAUACAUAUGAUAAUUUUAUAGCAGAAACUAUUAAAGUAUCAUUUCCAGAUUCUGAUAAAUUCUUUCUUGUUGAAAACCCACUCGUUGAAAAUUUCUCUGAUUCAAUCAAUAAUUUUAAUUAUACAUUUGAAUUUAAUCGAAAAAAUCAAAACCCAAGUAAUCCAUCAAUUGAAAAAUUAAAAGUUGACAUUAAAAUUAAAAAAAUUUCUAAAGGAGAUUCGGAAGAAACAGGAUCUAAAAAGGAAACGAAAAAGAAACGGAAGGAGAAAGAGAAAGAAAAAGAGGAAAAUGAAAUGAAAUAA